Molecule: messenger RNA, 2646 nt
Organism: Sphaeramia orbicularis (orbiculate cardinalfish)
Lineage: Eukaryota; Metazoa; Chordata; Actinopteri; Kurtiformes; Apogonidae
Gene: ankk1
Product: ankyrin repeat and kinase domain containing 1
Exons: 9
Coding region: 176-2434 (752 amino acids)
Biological process (GO): protein phosphorylation
Molecular function (GO): protein binding; protein kinase activity; ATP binding
Source: RefSeq, a predicted model, not a curated record
CAACCAGAUGCCGCUGGAUUUAACGUGAAUCCAUGUUGCACAACUUUAUGUUUGUCUGACACGAGCCCCAGCUGUGCCGCUGAUCGAUGCUGAUCUGAGGGAUAAACCCUGUUUAUGUGAAGGAUUAGGGCCGAGUGUGCAGUAGUGGCUGGUGUCCGAGAAAAUCUAUGUACCCAUGGAUUGCUUUGACGGAUCUCCUGGGCAGUUCAGGAACUUCAAAAAGGACGACUUUGAGGCUGACUGGAUAAAGGUGGCAGAAUGCAGAUUUGGUCAAGUGUACAGAGCCAAACUCAAACUCUGGCGGGAAAUCUGUGCCCUGAAAUGCUUUGACACAACUCUGAAUGCGAGUAACUUUUACAGAAGAAUACUAGAAGAGAACUCUACCAUAGCAAAAGUGAAAUUCAAGUACAUUGUGUCAAUUUACGGACUGUGCCAUGAAGCCAGUGCGAUGGUGAUGGAGUACAUGAGCAAUGGAUCACUGAACAAUCUUCUAGCCAGUCAUAAUUUAAUGUGGCCGAAGAAGUUCCAGAUGAUUCAUGAGGCUUCCAUGGGCAUGAAUUUCCUCCACAGCAUGAAACCUCCAUUACUGCAUUUUAACCUCAAGACAUCCAACAUCCUAUUGGACGAUCAUCUCCAUGUCAAGAUUUCAGAUUUUGGUUUAAUUCACUGGGAAAAGGGGAUGAACAAGAAGUUGCUCAUGGAGUAUCUGACGGCAAGAGGGAACAUAAGUUACAUUCCUCCAGAGACCUUCACUCAGUGCCCUGAUCCUCCAGGAACUAGCUUUGAUGUUUACAGCUUUGGAAUAGUGAUGUGGGAAAUUCUAACACAGCAGAAAGCUUAUGCAGGGUGCAGUGUGACCACGGUGCUCUUACAGGUGUCACAGGGUAAGAGACCCUGCAUGGAGAUCAUACCUGAAAAGAAGCCACAUGAGUGUGAGCCAAUGAUCAACCUCAUGGAGCAGUGUUGGGACCAGGAUAACAGGAACAGACCUCAGUUCUCAGAAAUUGUUCGACAAACAGAAGCACUAAGUGAAAUCUUGAAGAUUCCUGGACCGAUGCAGUGUCCCAAAAACAAUGAUGAGGGCCAGAAAAGUUUUGCAUUGAUGAUUUCUCCCAUUCAUAAGAUUAAGAUGCCUGACCUUCCCUCAGAUGAUGAAAAUGGCAAAGAGGGCUUUAUUUCUCUCCUGAAAAAGAAAGAUUUUGGCACUUUUAGGCAAUCUGUUAAAAAAGAGCAUUCAGACACACUGUAUUCUGGGAAAAAGAGCCUCCUGCACUACACCGUAGCCAGUGGUGAUGCACAGAGUGUGGAGCAUGUCCUUAGUCUGGGUGCUGACGUGAACUGUACAACAUCCAGAGGUUACACUCCUCUAAUGAUUGCAGUUCUACACAGGUUUCAUGACAUCAUCUCCUUGUUGCUGGAGUAUGGCGCAGCUGCCACAUUAGGAGAUGAGGAUGACUGGACAGCCCUCCACUUUGCCGCGCAGAACGGCGAUGACAGGGCAUUUCGUCUCCUAUUGGACAAAGGAGCUGUGGCAGAUGCCAGGGAAAAAGCCGGUUGGAUGCCGCUCCACCUGGCAUGCCAGAAUGGCCAUGAAACAGUAGUCCGCCUGCUGCUGUCACGGUUGUCAGAUGAAGCAGUUGUGGAACGGGAAGCACAAGGAAAGACGCCGCUCCACCUCGCCUCCGCCUAUGGGCAUCUGAAUAUUGUUAAACUCCUCCUUUUCCAGGGAGCGGAUCCUAACACAACAGACAGUUCUCUCUCCACUGCUCUUCACUUAGCAGCAGAAGAAGGACAUAACAGAGUGGUCAGACAGUUGGUGAAGAGUGGGGCGAACAGUGACAGUGUAGACAGCAGGGGAUACACUCCACUUCACCUGGCUGCUCUGAAGGGUCAUACAGGCAUAUGUAGGCAGUUGUUGUCAAGCGGGGCCUGCCCAAACUCCAGGACCCUGCAGGGCUGGACGCCCAUGCACCUAGCUACCUUAAGGGGACAUGACGCUACUGUGACCGAACUGGUGGGUCAAGGUGGUUGUGUGGAUGUUGAAGGAGAAAAUGGAUGGACUCCACUUCACCUUGCCUGCCACCAGAGCGAAGCGGAGGUAGUGGCUAAGCUCCUGGCAGCUAGAGCUAACCCCAAUGUGACAGAAAGCAGAGAGGGAUGGACCCCGCUUCACGUAGCCUGCACCAGUGUCAGUUUCCCAAGUGUCCUACACUUGAUCUCACAUAAUGCAGAUGUCAAUGCUGUAAACUCAGAAAAGGUGACAGCUUUACACCUGGCUGCACAGCAUGACUGUUUGUCUAUUGUCAAGGCUCUGCUGCUGAAUGGAGCUGACAGGACUCUGCUGGACUCUUCUGGAUCCACUGCGUUAAAUGUGGCCCAAAGGUGUGAAAAAUGGGAAAUUGUGGAAUUACUGAAGAAGGACUGUGAACCAUGACUCUGAGGCCUUGUUCAGACCUGGCUUUGGCUUUAACCUAGCUAAAGGUAGCUAAAUACCUGGGUUCACACAUCAAUGCAUCUGCAAAUACUUGUGUAAGGCUCAGAAGUUAAAAUUAUGUUGAAGGAAUGUAAAGUUUAACAAUGGAGUAAAUUACAGGCAAUAAGUUAAUUCAGGUAUUUGUUAAAAAUGUAUAUUGACAGUGUUUACAC